This is a messenger RNA of Antrostomus carolinensis (chuck-will's-widow), 1656 nucleotides long. RefSeq names its product acyl-coenzyme A thioesterase 1. Lineage: Eukaryota; Metazoa; Chordata; Aves; Caprimulgiformes; Caprimulgidae. The record is from RefSeq and is a predicted model, not a curated record. Gene Ontology annotation, molecular function: fatty acyl-CoA hydrolase activity. Gene Ontology annotation, biological process: fatty acid metabolic process; acyl-CoA metabolic process.
AUGGUUUUUGUCUUCACCCAAGCCAGUUCUCCAGUUGAAUCUGGACUUCUCCACGAUCAGGGGGAAAGGUGAUUUGAAUAUCUCUUUUUGUCACUGGGGUUUUUAAUUUAGUCUCUCUCUAUAAUCAAAAGUAAGAGCGCACGGCAGGAACAAAUGACAGCUCGUGUCUGUGCCAGUGGAUGGUGUCACCGUAGCGCCUCUGAGCUGGAGUGUCCGGAGGGAGCCGUGCUCUGAACUACGUCUCCCAGCAGCCCGUGCUUGCGGGCUGAAGGAAGCAGUCACCGUGGUUCCUCCUGGACUUUGGCAGAGGUUUUAAGGCUCCUGACGAUCCUGUUUCACAACAGCCCGUAUCUCACCACAGCCAAGGGCAGCGGAGCUGGGAUGGCGGUGCAGGUGGCGGUUCUGCCUUCCCCCAGGUGUCUGUUCGAUGACCCUGUGCAGAUCCGUGUGGCGGGGUCCCGCCCCACGCCGCUCCUGCCGCAGCAGGCUGUCACCCUCCGAGCCAGUCUGGUGGAUGAGAGUGGGGAGCUUUUCCAAGCCCACGCUCACUACAGAGCUGGGAGCAGCGGAGAGCUCGACCUCAGCUGCUCCCCUGCCCUGGGCGGCAGCUAUUCGGGAGUGGAGCCCAUGGGGCUGCUCUGGUCUCUGAAGUCUGAAGCGCCCUAUAAGAGGCUGGCAAAGAGGAACGUCCUGACCCCUUUCUGUGUGGACUUGGAAGUGUAUGAGGGCCACGGGGACAUGAACCGGUUGCUGGGAAAAUGCACCAAUGAGCGAUGGUUUUUAGGAGAGGGGGUGAAGAGGAUUUCAGUCAGAGAAGGUCGUCUGAAAGCAACCCUCUUCCUCCCUCCUGGACCUGGUCCGUUCCCUGGACUAAUCGAUUUGUAUGGAUCUGGAGGAGGUCUUGUUGAAUACAGAGCCAGUCUUCUGGCCAGCAGAGGCUUUGUGACUCUGGCUCUUGCUUACAUGGCCUUUGAAGAUCUCCCUGCUAUGCCACAGGUUCUUGAACUGGACUAUUUUGAGGAAGCUGUAAACUUUUUGCGGAAGCAGCAGCAGGUGAAAGAUACUGGGAUUGGCGUUUUGGGCUUGUCUAAAGGAGCUGAUCUAGCCCUUUCCGUGGCCACAUUUCUACCUGGGAUCAAGGCAGCUGUCAGCAUAUCUGGAAGUGGUUUUAAUUCUUUCAUUCCUCUGCGGGGGAAUGGCUUCACUAUUCCUGCACACCCAUAUGAUUUGGGGAGGAUGAAGACCAAUGCUGAGUCUGGCCUAGUAGAUUUUUCAGAUGUCCUGGAUGAUCACAGGGACCCAGCGACUUGGGAAUGCCGCAUUCCAAUGGAGAGGUCCUUGGCCAAGUUCCUCUUCCUGUCGGGACUGGAUGACACAAACUGGAAAAGUGACCUCUAUUGCCAGGAUGCCGUUCAGCGCCUUCAGCAGUAUGGACGGGAGGUGGAGUUUUUCUCCUAUUCUGGAGCAGGACACCUCUUGGAGCCACCAUACUUGCCCCUGUGCCAGGCUUCGAUCCACAGAGUACUUGGGGAGUUUGUGUCUUGGGGAGGGCAAUGGAGGGAGCAUGCCAAAGCCCAAGAAGAUGCAUGGCACAGGAUACAGGCCUUUUUCUGGCAACACUUGAUGGACUCGGACAUCCCCAAGAGCAAGCUGUAG